Molecule: messenger RNA, 1961 nt
Organism: Vitis riparia (riverbank grape)
Lineage: Eukaryota; Viridiplantae; Streptophyta; Magnoliopsida; Vitales; Vitaceae
Product: protein PIN-LIKES 3-like
Exons: 10
Coding region: 457-1677 (406 amino acids)
Biological process (GO): endoplasmic reticulum to cytosol auxin transport
Cellular component (GO): membrane
Source: RefSeq, a predicted model, not a curated record
CAUGUGACAGGUCUGUCAUUUUCUGUUACUUGAGAGGAAGAAACAGAAUCCUUAUUUUGGCGGUUGGGUGAUGAUGACACAGCAUGACGCAGCUUUUCCAUGUGUAUCUGCAUAACACAUAACAACACAGAUUACCCAUCACCCAUCUCUUCUUUUGCUUACAAAAUUGGACUGUCUAGUCCAGACAUUUGAUGGGAAAACGACAAACAAAAAUUAAGGGCCGUGGACCUUUUUGUACCCAAUUUCUUCAACCUGCCUUGGAGACGGUCAGGUUGCUUUGACUGGAGUCUUGAGUCUUGAGUCUGGAGUCUGGAAUCUUGAGUCUGGAGUCUGGAGGUAUGUUUUUGACUCGCAGGUGGCAAAAACAGAACAAACGGAAUUCCCAUAUUUAUAUGAUAAAUAAUUACUCUUAUAUUGGGUUAAGGAGUAUGUAGGAGGAGUGGAAUAAUCUUGAGAAUGGGGCUUCUAGAUCUAUUUUUUGUUGCUUCAAUGCCAGUUAUAAGGGUUCUGUUGCUCACUGCACUUGGGUCAUUUCUGGCCUUAGAUCGUAUUGAUAUAUUGGGCGAUGUUGUAAGGAAGCAAUUAAAUACGGUUGUAUUUUUUGUAUUCAAUCCUGCACUGGUGUAUAGCAACCUUGCUAACACAAUUACUCUUGACAGAAUGGUUUUGUUGUGGUUCAUGCCAUUAAAUAUCCUUACUGUUUGUAUCAUUGGCUCCGCUCUUGGAUUGCUGCUUGUGAAGACUACCAGAGCUCCUCAACAUCUCAAGGGCCUCAUAUUGGGUUCCUGUGCUGCGGGAAACAUGGGGAACAUGCCUCUAAUUAUUAUCCCAGCAGUAUGCAGAGAGAAAGGCAGUCCGUUUGGAGCACCUGAUGUUUGCCAUACAUUUGCAAUGGCCUAUGCUUCACUUUCUAUGGCGAUUGGAGCUAUUUGCUUAUGGUCUUAUGUUUACAACAUUGUGCGAGUUUUCUCUAGUAAUGCCAGGGAAGGCAUCAACCUACACAAUUCUCCAAUCAAUAUGAACAGGGAAUCACUUCUUGCAUCAGGAGACUGUUCCAUCUCUGAAGAAUAUCCACAUCAAUUUACACUGCCUCACCCUCUGUCUGAGGAAAACUUGCAGGUGGCUAUCUCUGGAAAGAUGAAACAGCUUUUGAGGAAGUUUUCAAGAAAGAUCAACUUUAAGGAACUGUUGGCACCUUCAACCACUGGAGCGAUUGUUGGCUUUAUCAUUGGAAUGGUUCCUCAUCUUCGGAAGUUAAUCAUUGGUGGUACUGCUCCUCUUCAUGUUGUCCAAGAUUCUGCUUCUUUGCUGGGGGAUGCAGCCAUUCCAAGUAUCAUCCUGAUAAUGGGAGGAAACCUUCUUAAAGGUUUAAAAGGGUCAGGAAUUCAACUAUCAUUCAUUGUUGGAAUUUUAGCUGUUCGGUUUAUAUUCCUCCCUCUAUUGGGGAUUAUCAUUGUUAAAGGUGCACUUCGAUUUGGUCUGGUGCACCCAGAUCCCUUGUUUCAGUUUGUUCUUCUACUUCAAUAUGCAGUUCCACCAGCAAUUAACUUAGGCACAAUUAUCCAGUUGUUUGGAGCGGGUGAGAGUGAAUGUUCUGUUAUCAUGCUGUGGACAUAUGGCUUGGCAUCAGUUUCACUCACACUUUGGUCAACCUUGUUCAUGUGGCUUGUAUCUUGAUUUUCAUUUCUUCACACAAUUUGUCACAUUAAGUCCUUUGACACCAAGAGUACAAUCUUCACUAGAUUUCCUGACCAAAUGUCUAUGCAGAUGACAACAGCUCAUUAACAAAGGCCAAAUAGCAUGCUCCUCCAAAGGCUAAGUAGAAAACAGGGAAUGUAAUCCAACAUAAAGAUGUCAGCUGUGCUUUGUCAAUAUUGUAUUACUAUUUUGCAUUCAGUAAUAUUGGACCUUUUCUUUUCAAAUAAAAAGUCUAUCUGACAAAUGACAACUUAGCUUGAUUA